ACGCGCUCACACGUAAACAUACAGCAGCAGGGCAGCGGAGAGCAGCGAGGAGAGGCAGACAGGGAAGUGAGCGGAGCAGGUGGACAGCUGUUGGUGUUCUCCACCUCUGUGUGCUUGGAUAAUUGUCAUGUUCGUGUUGCUAACCUGCAGACGAACGGAAGCACAGGAGAAGGAGAAGCGGGGGAGCGUCGACGCAAUUUAAGGGACGUUGAAAGAGAGAGACUGGCUGGGUGACGGAAGAGUGAUAAACGUUUUUUGGUUCGGUUCAAGGUGCAGCGGAGGCAGUCAGAAACCGUUACAGAGCGGCUAAACAGAGAGUAGCUCCUGUGUUAGCAGAAGAGCGUCAGGUGUGUCAAAAGAAGAGGUAGCAUGCAGGUAGGGACAGUGAGGAGGAUGGUGCAGUGUCUUGUCUGCUGGUAACGUUUCUUGUUAUCCUGCCGGACGGAAAGUGACCAUGAAGGACACGGGGGAAUCCAAGGACCAGCAAUUAACUGUUGCCUUGAGGAUCCGACCUCUCAGUGAUGCAGAGCAGGAGGAGGGCGCAACAAUCGUGGCCCACAGAGUGGACGACCAGGUGGUGGUUCUGAUGGACCCCAUGGAGGACCCUGACGAUAUCCUGCGUGCCAACCGCUCCAGGGAGAAGACGUACAUGUUUGAUGUUGCGUUUGACUACUUAGCCAGUCAGGAGGAGGUGUAUCGAGCAACAACCAAAGGGCUGAUCGAAGGCCUCAUAUCAGGCUACAAUGCCACUGUAUUUGCCUAUGGACCCACAGGUUGUGGGAAGACAUACACCAUGUUAGGGACAGAUCAGGAGCCGGGAAUCUACGUCAGGACGCUGAAUGACCUGUUUCGUGCCAUUGAGGAGACAAGUGAUGACAUGUCAUACAGCGUCUCUAUGUCUUAUCUUGAGAUCUACAAUGAGAUGAUCCGGGACUUGCUUAACCCAUCCUCUGGUUUCUUGGAUCUGAGAGAAGACUCCAAAGGUGUGAUUCAGGUCGCCGGCAUCACUGAAGUCUCUACCAUAAAUGCACAAGAGAUCAUGGAGUUGCUCAUGAAGGGCAACAAACAGCGCACACAGGAGCCGACGGCUGCCAAUAAGACGUCAUCUCGCUCCCACGCCGUGCUGCAGGUGGCCGUCAAACAGCAGAGCAGGUGUCGAGACGUACUGCAGGAGGUCCGCUUCGCACGCCUCUUCAUGAUUGACCUCGCUGGCUCUGAACGAGCAGCACAGACUCAGAAUCGGGGCCAGCGAUUAAAAGAGGGGGCCCACAUAAACCGCUCCCUGCUGGCUUUGGGAAACUGCAUCAACGCCCUCAGUGACAAAAAUGGCAACAAAUACGUCAACUAUCGAGACAGCAAGUUGACUCGACUACUGAAGGACUCAUUGGGCGGGAACAGCCGGACGGUCAUGAUCGCCCAUAUUAGCCCCGCCUCUGUGGCGUUUGAGGAGUCUCGUAACACGUUGACGUAUGCUGACCGUGCCAAAAGUAUUCGAACACGGGUAAAGAAGAAUCUGAUAAAUGUGUCGUACCACAUCGCUCAGUACACAAACAUCAUUGCAGACCUUCGCAGCGAGAUCCAGCGGCUCAAGGAGAAGAUUGCAGAUCAGGCGAGCCGCCAACUAAACUCAGACCGCGCUGACAUCCGAAAUGUCCAAGCCGAGGUCCAGGCCCACUCCAGUCAGCAGAGUAGAGCAGAGAUGGACCAGCUGAGGGAACAGCUCCUGGAUGCUUUCCGCCAACAGAUGGAGAUCAGAAGGAGCCUGAUGGAGCUAGAAAAUAGCAACAUGGAGAUCCAGAUCGACACCUCCAAACACCUGCUGACCAUUGCAGACUGGGAGCAGGAGCGGAGUCGGCGCAGGAGGAAGUGGCGAGCUGAGAGGAGGAAGGAAAGUGUCCACAAAGAUGACAGUGAAAAGGACUCGGACUCUCCAGAGUCUCCUCCUGACAGUUCAGAGACGCAGCAGGUAGCGAUGGCCCGAGAGAACCUGGUUACUCUCAUGGCUGAACAGAAAAGGAUCAACAAACAGAAAGCGUUACUGGAGCGCAGGUUUCUGGAGCUCCGUGAUCGGGCCCGGCGCCUGGAGGAGCUGCUGCCCCGGCGGGUGAGCUCAGAGGAGCAGCGGGAGGUGCUGGGUCUCCUCUGUAAGGUCCACGAGCUGGAGAUUGAAAAUGCAGAGAUGCAGUCCCACGCGCUGCUAAAAGAUAACGUCAUCAGGCACAAAGACUUUGUGGUGCAGCGCUUCGAGCAGCACAGACACCUGUGUGACGAGAUCAUUCAGCAGCAGAGACAGUUCAUUGAUGACCACAGUCUGUUAGUUCCUCCACAUCUCCAGGAGCUCUACGACAUGUAUAUGAGGGAGCUGGAUGAGAGGAAACUGGACAGAGCCAUGGCACUGGAAAAAGUGACCACCAGACACACCAUCAAGGAGGGCUCUUUACCCAGGAUCACUCUACCCGGUCAGUGUCGUGACAAUAUGCAGGAAAUGGACUCGGACCAGGAAAGCGUGCGCAAUAUGUACUCCGAUAACAGACGAGGCCAAACCAAAACCCGUAGACACACUUUGCCCCCCAUUCUGCCUGAGCCUGAGCUGGACAGUAACAGGGUUUUUAAGAACAGCCCUCAUGCCAGGCAGAUGAAAAACUCAGUUGUAAUGACUCCACCCCCGAUCCACAUUAACGGGAAGGGCAACAGAGAGCUGCAGCCGCUGGCUCAUGAGGGCUGUCUAAGCUACAGCCACCUCAGCCACAGUGUGAGCAGCCACCUGGACUCAUCGCCAGAGAGCAGCGAGGCUGGGGCUGAAAUAGCUCUGUCAAGACGCGAACGACAGCAGAUCCUUAAGGGGGUCCAAAAUAUUGUAGUUAAAGCUGCCCGUCGCCGUUCCAAAGCCCUGGAGGUGGAUGCGUUGCGGUUGCCCCUACCUCUCUCUCCUCUGGACCCCAAAAAGCAGAAGAGCAGCCUCUCUCUGAGCGAGGAGCCCCCUUCAGGCCUGCCAAUGCGGCGCGGCAGACAGCCCAGCCCCGAGCUCAGACACGCCACCUCUGACGACAACCUGUCCAGCAGCACAGGAGAAGGGUCCAGCCUCCAGGUGACCUGGACACGGCCACGAAACCGUCAGGUCAACAACAAGAACCAGACGCCAAGGGAUGUGGACUUUGAGGCGCGACGCAAAAAGAGGCGCUCUCGAUCUUUUGAGGUUACUGGUCACGCAUUGCCUCAGACCAAGACCACCACCGCUCAGAGGUUCCGCCCUCUGGACAGCACAUCAGACACCCAUCUUCUCAACAACCCUCUGCCCCAGGCCCCUCUGCUCCGUCCUCAGUUCAGAGGGGUCCCCCCUAUCGCCAAAGUCAGGGCUCCUCUGAACAACCAGCAAACAGAGUCCUCCACAGUCCACAUGAACAACAUGAAGCGAGGGCCUCAGCUGCGACAGCCCCAGCCCCUCCUCUACAUCACCACCACGGGCACCGGGGGCCAGCGAACACGCAGACACUGAGCCACUACUCACUUUGAUCCCAAACACCAGCACUAACAUCCACACCAGCCAAGCCAGCAGGGGAAAGUCAGCUCCAUUAAAUGAACAGUUAACCCUUGAGUGACUGAUAUCAGGCAAGACUGUGAGGCAGUCUGAUUCGAAUGAAUAGAUAACAGCUGUAAACCUCCAUACAAGUCUGUUUUGUGCUUGAUUGUGGACACUGAGGAUAGCUUAACAUACACUGUGUUCACUGCUUGCUAUCGUGCUGAAUUUUGUUAUUGUCAAGUCUAGAUGGUGUCAAGCUCUCACUAUGAAUGCAACACGGUACUGAUGUUUGUGCUUUACAGUGGGUUUGGUCAUAUUCGGUGCUUGUUAUUGAGGCCAGAUACUAAAAAUGAAGUUAAUGUGGGAUGUUUAUGAAGGUCUGUUAGAUUGAUCUUUCCUCUCGGCUCUCACUGAGGGUAUUAAAAUUGUGGCUAUUCAAAAACUGUCAAUAAGAAAUCCUGCUAUCUUAUUUAACCCUAGAAAAUUUGUGGGAUUUUUCUUCAGUUGAAUAGCAUACUAUUUUUUCAGCACAAUCAUUCUUUGUUUUGAUUGUCAUGCACUUAUGGAUUCAGACUGAAUGUUUUUUUUCUUACAAAACUUGUUUCUAUGCCUUUUUCUCCACAAAUGUGUCUGUAAAAUAUGUCUGUGUAGAUGUAUAGUACAACAGGUUGCUUUUUCAGAUUAGCGUGCUGUAUUUUUAAGGAAUUAUUUAACUGUUGCCUUUUGUUUUAUUUUGUUUUCAUAAUUAAACUUUCUAUGUUUUAUUUUGUAUAUUUUUUAA
Messenger RNA from Cheilinus undulatus (humphead wrasse), 4301 nucleotides. RefSeq names its product kinesin family member 19 (gene kif19). Bases 455 to 3496 code for a protein of 1013 amino acids. Lineage: Eukaryota; Metazoa; Chordata; Actinopteri; Labriformes; Labridae. Gene Ontology annotation, biological process: microtubule-based movement. The transcript has 19 exons. The record is from RefSeq and is a predicted model, not a curated record. Gene Ontology annotation, molecular function: microtubule binding; microtubule motor activity; ATP binding.